Paraglomus brasilianum is the source of this 4428-nucleotide messenger RNA. The record is from the annotation of a GenBank genome assembly. Lineage: Eukaryota; Fungi; Glomeromycota; Glomeromycetes; Paraglomerales; Paraglomeraceae.
AUGUCUGCUUCCUCAACCAAACCCACACCAACGACAUCAACUCCUAAGAGGACUUCAGGCAGAGUAACCUUUUCAAUACCCAUAGAUUCCUCCCUGACGCCUGAAUUAACAAUUUCGACCACUCCACCAAAUACACGAAAAGCAUCAAUGAGACACACUCCAGGAAUUAAUGGGUCUUCGUCUGAUUGGAAAGACACUAGAAGUUUAGUACUAUCUCCACCAACAGUCAGAAUAAAAGUCAAAACUACAGACAAAACUGAGUCUCCAGACUCUAAAGACACUACUCUCGGAUCCUCGUCAAUGUCUCCAAUGACAUCAUCGACACCUCGCCGUCGCCCAGGUCGGCCGCGCAAGGUCUCCCCACCACCCACACCUCAACCCAUUUCAACAACAGAAUCGCCAUUGGGAAAGAGGCGUAGAUCAGCACAAAAUCAAAAGUCAGAGUCAACAUCUGUUGCACACUCCGAUCCAAUCCAGAAUUCGCCUGGCCGAAAGAAGUUGAGGAGAUCGCUACCAGUAACCAAACCGUCUGACGAGGUAGCAAGUGUCGAUAAGAGAGAGCUAUCUUCAUUGGAGAAGUUGAGAUUGAAGGCGAUGCAAGAGAAGGAAAAUGAUCUUGUGAAAGUAGUGGAGAGACAUGAGGCGCUGGUUAGGGAGUUGUUCUUUAUGGAGAGUAGAAAUGCUGCGAUGACUGAUCUUGAUCCUCAGAAGUUGAGAUUGGAGAAUAAUGAACAUGUUAUGAAGUAUCUCAAAGAACACAGCGUGUGGUCAACCCUAACCGACGAAAUCCUAAACUCAUUCACAGAAAACUCCAGCCGUGUCUCAACACGUCGCUCCAUUAACCGUUAUCGUGACUCCUUCAUCACGAAUCUUCAGAAAUCUAUAUCUACAAAAGUAGCAGCGAACAGGGCGGCAUUAACAGCACCUCGAAUCACCCGACCGCCCCUCGGUCUCACAUCUGGCUCACCUGCAUAUUCAACGCGCGGACGAUGGAGACCGCAGUACAACAAUCUAGACCACUAUUUACAAUCGUUCAUCACUUUGGAUGAUGAGGAUAUUACACCCGAGGAGGAGCAAGAGAGAGCAGAGAAAGAGUCUGGAAUUCAAUUUAGAAUUAUGCAGUUACAGAUGGAAGGCAGAUUACAGAAGACGAUUAAGGCACUACCUGAGCCUCCAUUGGCUAAGGUACAUAGGGAUUAUUUGCUAGAGCACCUUGCUUUUGCUGCGAAAAGGCAUGUGAAGAGAUUAGAGUAUAGAAAUAGAGUGACUAGACAAUUAAGUAAAGCAGUGACACAGUAUUGGUACAGAAUCUCACAAGAGGAGCCCAAGAAGCAGAGGGCCGAAGAAAGGAGAUUGAAAAAGUUAGCCAAGGCUACUGCCACGUUGGUGAAGCAGAAGUGGAAUAUGGUUGAGAAGGCCGUUAUACAAGCUUAUAAGAACAAAUUACGUGAAGAAGCAGAGCGCGAAGGACAACGUCAUCUUGAUGAACUGUUAGAACGCUCGGCCCAAGUGCUCGAAGUACAACAUAAUGAACUAUUAGAUGCUCAGGAGCGAGAGGAGGAUUCGGAAGAUGAUGCGAAAGAACUUAAUGCUUUAGCUGAUGAAUCAACUUUGUCGAUUGAAGAAUUGCUCAAGAAUAUGGACAUUACCGAUGACAAUGCCAACGCUGUUGUUGAGACUCAUAGGCAGAAUAAGCAUAAUCUGGUAGUGGAGUUACCAAAAACAGAAGUCAGGGUGGUAAUAGUUGUUCAAUCAUCACCCAAAUGCGUCGUAAAUGAACCGCAGCCGCCCACACCCGAAAGUACGUCUGCAUCAACUGCCAAUAUACGCACUCGCAUACCACCUCUUCUCCGCGGUCAACUUCGCGAGUACCAACAUGUCGGACUCGAUUGGCUAGCCAGUCUAUAUAACAACGGACUCAAUGGUAUUCUCGCUGAUGAAAUGGGUUUGGGUAAAACAAUCCAAACUAUUGCUCUAUUGGCGCACCUUGCUUGCGAAAAAGGCGUAUGGGGUCCUCAUCUCAUUGUAGUGCCAACAAGUGUCAUUAUCAAUUGGGAAAUGGAAUUCAAGAAAUGGUGUCCUGGUUUUAUUAUCUUAACUUAUUACGGCAAUGCUAAAGAGCGCAAGCAAAAGCGGCUUGGAUGGUUUAGAGAACAUAGCUUUCAUGUUUGUAUUACUUCUUACCAAUUAGUGGUUCAGGAUGCUAGCAUAUUUAAGAAGAGGAAAUGGCAUUAUUUAAUACUCGAUGAAGCACAUCAUAUCAAGAACUUUAGAUCUCAACGAUGGCAGACUCUUCUCAAUUUUAAUUCGCAAAGUAGAUUGUUACUUACUGGAACGCCCUUACAAAAUAACUUAAUGGAACUGUGGUCUCUGCUCUAUUUUUUGAUGCCACAAGGAAUAACAAAGAAUAUGCCAUCUGGAUUCGCUAAUCAGAAGGAGUUUCAAGAAUGGUUCUCGCACCCUGUCGAUCGUAUGAUUGAGAGUAAUGACCAAGUUGACGAAGAUGGGCGUGCUGCUGUGACUCGACUUCACACUGUUCUGCGUCCAUAUAUUCUUCGACGUCUUAAGCGUGACGUGGAAAAGCAGCUGCCAAGAAAGCGAGAAAUAGAGGUCAGGUGCCGUCUAUCAAAGAGGCAAAGAUUUCUGUAUAGUGAUUUUAUGUCGCGUGGCACUACAGUAAAUACCCUCCGAUCGGGAAAUUUCUUGGGUAUUAUUAAUUGUCUCAUGCAGUUGCGCAAAGUGUGUAAUCAUCCUGACCUGUUUGAAGUACGUCCCAUUCGUACGUCAUUUGCCAUGUCGAGAUCAGCUAUUGCAGAUUAUGAGAUCAAAGAAUUUCUUAUCCGGAGACGAAUAUUUAGAGAUUCCGAGGAAAAUGAGUUGAAAAUUGACUUUCUCAAUCUUCAACUUGUUAACUUUGAAAUGAAUGAAGAUUGGUUGACAUGGAGUGAGCUAGCUCGCAUAUCUCCUGAAAGUCUGAUAUACGAAAAGAUUGACUGGUACGGAGCAGUGAAGAGGGGAAGUUGGUCAGCUCCAAAGUAUAUUGAUUAUAAUAGUAUUACGGAGUUUCAGCGUAAUAUUCAGUAUCGCUCUAGGCUUGCAAUUAAAGCGCGAUGGGAAUAUAUCCGAUAUGUUAACGCAUUUCGUAGUAAACGUCGCCCAUUAUACGGCACUGGAUUGGUCAGGUUGUGUAAGAUGUUGGGCUCUGUUCCCGUCGAAAGAGCGCUAAUCGAUUCCAAUAAUCCUAAGAAAUAUUGGUCGACGAUGACCAGCUUUGCUGCUCUAGUCAAGUCGCCCGCUCAACGAUAUGCCGAAAUGGAAGAGAUAAUAAAGCGUUACGCUUUUGUCACCCCAGCAGUAGUAGCGCGCGACCUAGUUAAAUAUACAUUGUCCAUGAUGUCGGACGAGCUACGUCAUAAAAUAAAUACGGAAGUAGAUGAUAUAUAUCAUCCCAUUAGAGUCAAGCUACAGAUAGCGUUUCCUGACAAGUGGCUGGUGCAGUACGAUUGUGGUAAACUACAGAAGCUGGAUGUGCUGCUUCGUCAAUUGAAAGCUGAGGGUCAUCGAGCUCUUAUAUUUACUCAGAUGACUCGUGUAUUGGAUAUAUUGGAAAUAUUUCUCAAUAUGCAUGGGCAUAGAUAUCUUCGGCUUGAUGGUGCCACUAAAGUGGAGCAACGACAAUUGUUAACCGAGAGAUUCAACCAUGAUCCUAAAAUACUGGUAUUUAUUCUGUCUACGAGAUCAGGAGGACUGGGCAUUAAUCUAACAGGAGCUGAUACGGUAAUAUUCUACGACUCGGACUGGAAUCCGUGUAUGGACAGGCAGUGUCAAGACAGUGAGCAUACUAUAGAGGAAAAUGUACUUCUCAAAGCCAAGCAGAAACGUAAACUAGAUAAAUUAGUUAUGACUGAAGGUGAUUUUACAACUGACUAUUUCGAAAAGAUGAAGUGGCGUGAAUUGCUGGAUGUAAUAGCACCGAAAAGGGAUGAAGAUGUAAGCGAUGAUACUUUAGCAGGUCCAGCCUUAGAACAAUGUCUUGCUAUGGUAGAAGAUGAUAAGGAUGUUAAUGCUGCCAGAGUAGCCCGAAUUGAGGAGGACAUUGAUUUGACGGAGUUUGCUGAGGGCAGUAAUUCUGCUGCUGAAAAUGCAGCCACGACUACGGCUGCUGAAACAUCAGCAGACAUGGAGACGGGGGCAGCGGAAGCGGAUCAACAACAGUCAGCGGAAGCGGAUCAACAACAGUCAGCGGAAGCGGAUCAACAGCAGUCAGCGGAAGCGGAUCAACAACAGUCAGCGGAUACAUUAUCACCGAAUAGCGAUACAGAUGACACGGGCGAAAGUGAUAAGGCCGUAGAUCAUGUGGACAAUUACAUGCUUCGAUUUAUGGAGAGGGAACUUGGUAUAUCAAUUGAUAGUGAUAUUAAUACAUGA